AUGGAGAAAAUAACUCAUGUAUUCCGAUCUUUUUGGAAGUGGAUCAAACUCAAAUGGCUCGCGUUUUGGGCGUUCGUCACCGGCAAAACCAAUGAAGACCUAUUUAGUCCGGAAGUCAUAAUGGCUUCGUCGAAAAAACAAACCGGAACGUUGCCACAAGCCCAACAAGUUGUGCACAAGGUGAUCAUGGUUGGAAGCGGUGGUGUCGGAAAAUCGGCGCUAACCCUUCAAUUCAUGUACGACGAGUUCGUUGAAGAAUACGAGCCAACAAAAGCCGAUUCCUAUCGCAAAAAGGUCGUUCUCGAUGGCGAGGAGUGCUCGAUUGAUAUUCUCGAUACCGCUGGUCAGGAAGACUAUUCGGCAAUCAGGGACAACUAUUAUCGAAGCGGCGAAGGCUUCAUUUGCGUCUUCUCAAUUCUCGAUAUGGAAUCGUUCGAAGCCACCAGCGAGUUCAGGGAACAAAUUCUGCGCGUCAAAAACUCCGACAACUCGGUGCCCAUUGUGCUCGUCGGCAACAAGGGCGACAUGCGCGAUCAGCGCGUCGUUCCCGUCGAGCUCGCCCGCCAACGCGCCGAACAAUGGGGCGUCCAGUACGUCGAGACAUCGGCGAAGCGUCGCGAGAACGUCGACAAGGUCUUCUACGAUCUGAUGCGCGAGAUGAAGCGUCGAAAGGGCAUCAAUCAAACCGCCGCCGGCAUCGACGUCUCGCACAACGCCGGCCGCAAGAAGCGCUCCGGAAUCAAGAAGCAUUGCGCAAUCCUCUAG
Caenorhabditis bovis is the source of this 765-nucleotide messenger RNA. NCBI's taxonomy places the organism in Eukaryota, Metazoa, Nematoda, Chromadorea, Rhabditida, Rhabditidae. The record is from the annotation of a GenBank genome assembly.